UCCGCUACCUUCCUCAGCUCAUACUCGAAGCGGGCAGCAACCUGCGCUUUGGUAGAAAACAAGAAAAAAAACAAGAGGACGAAGAAGAAGUCUGUUAGCAGGGCCGCUUUAAACAGGCUUAAUGCUGCGAUGAGGAGGCCCCUGUCAUGACAGCUUAUGUGGAGAUGUCUGGGAAAUCACCACCUGCUGGUCCACAGCAGGUGUUAAGACGUCACUCUGAAGUACCCGGUGAGGAUGCGGGCACAGUGAAGAUCCUCAAAGUGUGCUUCAUUAGCAACAGCUCCAACCUAGGAAAAAACUUUAAGCUUGUAAAAUGUGACAGCUCAUGGGAAAUCAGGGCCAUUAUUCAGUCUAUCUUGGAAAGUGGACGGCUUGGUCCAAACAUCAAGUUCCCUGGCUGCUAUGGAUUGCGGCUGAAACACCUCAAAUCAGAUGAAGUGCACUGGCUCCACCCUAAUUUGACGGUGGGUGAGAUGGAGAAGAAGUAUGAGCACCAGCAUGUUGAGGCAGAGUGGAGGUAUGACCUGAGAAUCCGAUAUAUCCCUGCUGAUUUCUUGGAGAAGUUAAAUGAAGACCGAACCACCAUGCUGUAUUUCUACCAGCAGGUUCGCAGCGACUACAUGCAGCACUGUGCCAGUAAAGUUAGUGAUGGGAUGGCCUUACAGUUGGGCUGCCUGGAGAUCAGGAGAUUUUAUAAAGAUAUGAAUGCCAGUGGAUUGGAUAAAAAAUCGAAUUUCGAAUUUUUGGAGAAAGAUGUGGGCCUUGAGUUGUUCUUUCCCCAAGAGCUAAUCAACAGCAUGAAGCCAAAGCAACUCAGGAAAUUGAUCCAGCAAACAUUCCAGCAGUACUCAUCUCUAAAGGAGGAGCAGUGCAUUAUGAAGUUUUUUAAGACUUUCUCAGUCUUCUCCAGUUUUGAUGAGGAAGUUUACCCGUGUGAGCUGGUGCAAGGAUGGAGUUUGGCUGUAGACCUCGUAAUUGGCCCAAAAGGCAUUUGUCAGCGCACUGACAAAAAUUCAGUGCCUGUCUGCCUAGCUGUUUUCUCACAAGUUCAAAGCAUCAAAUGCUCCCUUCAGAAUGAUGGAAAUGGUCUGUUACAUGUGGACAUUAAAGGAGCUAAACAGCCUUUGACAGUCAACACAGCCUCAUUAGCAACUGCAGAGAACAUGGCGGACUUGAUCGAUGGUUAUUGUCGUUUAGAAAGUGGAAAGGACGUCUCUUUGUUGGUGAGACCAAAUAAAGAUAAAGAAGCUAGAAUUUCUCUACCUCCACUUCCCAAAAGUAAAAGUAAAGAAGGCUCCUCUUCCUGCAGUAUGAGGAUGAACUCAGAUAUCUACGCAGAGAUACCAGAUGAAAAGCCAGACGCAACAGACAGGUACAGCCUUUCCCAAGAUGACAUCGUCCUUGGCCGGAUCCUGGGCGAAGGCUUCUUUGGAGAGGUUCAUGAAGGUGUUUACAAAAGCAAGACAGGUGAAAGAGUGAGUGUUGCAGUGAAGACAUGCAAGGACUGCGCAGCUGAUGUCAAAGAAAAGUUCAUGAGCGAGGCUGUAAUCAUGAAGAAGCUUGACCAUCCUCAUAUUGUGCGACUGAUUGGAAUUAUUGAGAAGGAUCCAGUGUGGAUUGUAAUGGAGCUUUACCAGCAUGGAGAGCUAGGACAUUACCUGAUCGAGAACCAGCACAAACUGACCAACGUUACGCUCAUCCUGUACAGUCUACAGAUCUGCAAAGCCCUUGCAUAUCUGGAGGGUGUGAAUAUGGUACACAGAGAUAUUGCCGUAAGAAAUGUGUUGGUUGCUAAACCAGACUGUGUAAAGCUGGGUGACUUCGGCUUAUCCAGAUACAUAGAAGAAGAAGAAUACUACAAAGCCUCUGUGAGUCGAUUGCCUAUCAAAUGGAUGGCUCCGGAGUCCAUCAAUUUCCGACGAUUUACCUCAGCUAGUGAUGUCUGGAUGUUUGCUGUGUGUUUGUGGGAGAUCAUGAGUCGGGGUCAACAGCCUUUCUUCUGGCUGGAAAACAAGGAUGUCAUCAACCAGCUGGAGCAGGGCAUGCGGCUGCCUAAACCUGAGCUGUGUCCUCCCACACUGUACUCGCUCAUGACACGCUGCUGGACCUACGACCCCAGUGAGAGACCUCGCUUCACCACGCUGGUGUGCAAUCUCAGCGAUGUUCACAAAAUAGAACAGGAGCAGGAAGUGGAGCAACAGAGGGACAGAGCACGGACUAUAAGGACAUCUUUCGCUGAGCCUCCACCCAAACCAUCAAGACAGAGACAGUUACCCACAAAUUUUAACACUACUGGCCCAGGGCUACAGAUUCAGCUCCCCCAGAAUCUCUGUGCUAGUACACCUGCCCUUGCGUGGCCACCAGGUUUCACAUCAACUCAUAUCUCCAGUGGCACGUUGACCCUGCCUCUGUCUCCGCGACGCGGCAGCAUGGGGGAAAGGGACCGUAUAGUUGAACCAGUCAACAAAGAGGACGCUCAGCGGCUGUGGGAGCUGGAAAAAUUGUCCAUUCAGGACACUCUGAGGAAGCAGAAAAUGGAGAUGAUGGAGGACAACCAGUGGCUGGAGAAAGAGGAGAAACUGCUGGAUCCAAUGGUUCCAGAUGAUGCAAAAUUAAAAACGGUGUCUGAAAAGGAGACAGACUAUACUCAGUUUCGAGUUCCCCCAGGGAAGCCUCCCAGACUGACCGCGCAGCCAGCUCCCACAGCAGAACUGGACCGCUCAGAGGAUCAGGUUUACCACAAUGUGAUGGAGAUGGUAAAAGUGGUGGUGCAGCUCAAGAAUGAUGUCAACACACUGCCACCCUCUGAGUAUGUUGGUGUGGUGAAGGCUGUGGGACUGACUUUGCGUAAUCUAAUCCACAGCGUAGAUGAAGUACUCCCAAGCUUGCACGAGUCAAUCAGGACCGAGAUUGAAGGCACUCAGAAGCUGUUGAAUAAGGACAUGGCAGAGUUGAUCAGCAAGAUGCGGCUGGCCCAGCAGAACGCCAUCACCUCUUUGAAAGAUGAGUGCAAGAAGCAGAUGCUGACAGCAGCUCAUACUUUGGCCAUGGACUCUAAGAACCUUCUGGAUGCUGUGGACCAGGCCCGCGUUCGAGCCAAUGUGGCCAAACCUAAACCUGCUUCUCCAGCAGAGUAAUAGAGCUACAUAUGCCAGAGAUUUAGAACAGGAGCUGCAGGCCUUUUUUGAAUUGUUCGUGCUAGAUAAAAAAGAGAAGCUUUUAGUUUGUGGAAUAGUGCCUUUUAUGAUGCACAGGUACAGCCUUAUUUAUGUUUUGUUAUGUUUAUGUUUACUGAUAGAAAGCUGUGCUUUCUUUACGGAAUGUUUGAUAUAUCGUUUUUUUUAGUUUUAUUUGCAAACACAGACAACUGCUUGUAGGCAUUUCACAAGUCUAUAUCUUCUGGACUGAGACUAAUCUUUUCGUCUUUUAUCACAUUUCAAAAAGAUAUGUCAUCUCUGUUGGCAAAAGACAGAUGCCAGAUUCACAGAAAAGUGUAGCAUUUCUGUUCUUCAGUUUUAUAGUUGUUAUGAGACAGUAUGACUGAUUUUUCUCAAAAACAAAAUCCUUCCAUCUUCAAAUGUCAGUGUUAUUUAUGUCUCUGUAAUUGUAAGCUUGGUGUAUUUGUAUUUUUUUUAUGUAAUGCCCUGGUGGAUAAGCUGUGAUUUAUAUCAUACAGAAAAUAAUUUUGAAAUGAUUCUGACCCUUGACAAAUCUCUGAUGGAAGCAGAGCAUUUGCACUGUACUUCAACUAUUUAGACAAACAUCAUUGCAGCACUGAUAACCAGCAGGGGGAGUGUUACACAAUAACUAGAGUCAAUUCCGAUAUCGCUCCAUCAAAGAAUGGUUUGUUACUCUACUAUGAAAUGUUACAAUAGAAUUGUCAAUUUAUAAGUUCAAAGUUUUGGAGCAUUUAGUGCCUAUGCUCAGAAAACAGGUAUUGUCCAGGUGAGUUUCAGAGCCUGAAGGAAAAAAAAAAAAUAUUAGAGUACCCGCAAAGGUACAACAGAAAAAGAGAAAGGGUCCCAUUUGUAUUGUGACUUUUUAAGUACAAAAAUAAAAUAAAAAGCCUGGUGUUCAGGCAGGGUGUGUGGAGUCAAUACAACAUAAAUCAACACUAUGUAAGAUUUUUUUUUAUCAAAAUUGAAGCUUAAUAUCAUUAGUGAAUAAUGCAUUGGCACCUGUGCAUUGCUGCAUGUCACCCUUCCAGCUCGCUAGAUGAUGAAAAUGUGAUGGCAACAUCAGAUAAUUCUGUUACAUCAUUCUCUGAACUUUGACUGAGUUUUCUUUGAAUAUUUUUCUAUGUGCUCAGAAUCACCAGAUUCAUCUGCUCAGGGAAGGGGUUAGAAGUGCAACCCACAUUACAAAACCCCCAAAUCAUACAUAGUGUAGUGUAAUAGAAAUAUAACUGCAACUGAAUUUUAUGUUCCCUUUUUUAUGUCCAGUGAUUCUGUUUGCUGAUUAAAGGUACUGAAAACCUUGAGCAUGAGA
Molecule: messenger RNA, 4488 nt
Organism: Pygocentrus nattereri (red-bellied piranha)
Lineage: Eukaryota; Metazoa; Chordata; Actinopteri; Characiformes; Serrasalmidae
Gene: ptk2ba
Product: protein tyrosine kinase 2 beta, a
Exons: 31
Coding region: 147-3137 (996 amino acids)
Biological process (GO): protein phosphorylation; signal complex assembly
Cellular component (GO): cytoskeleton; focal adhesion
Molecular function (GO): ATP binding; protein tyrosine kinase activity
Source: RefSeq, a predicted model, not a curated record